UUAAUGCAGCAGUAAGAGCAGUUUGUAGUACAUUUUUGGAUACACAUAAAAGGGAUGCGAAGGCUUGUGAUACACUUCAUCCAAAUGAAUUAAAUACUCCAACGUGUUCGUGCUCGCAAGAUUACAUUGAUGCUUAUACUUGUUAUUACCUCUGCAUGCUUUACGCUACUCCUCCUUAUAAUGCUUAUAAGCCUCAAUGUAAGCAUUGGCCCUAUGAAAAAUAA
Messenger RNA from Entrophospora sp. SA101, 224 nucleotides. The record is from the annotation of a GenBank genome assembly. NCBI's taxonomy places the organism in Eukaryota, Fungi, Glomeromycota, Glomeromycetes, Entrophosporales, Entrophosporaceae.